CAUACUAUGCACGAUGGCCACGCCCAGUAGUGGCGUUCAGGUGAGUUGUCGCUUCAGAACUUGCACAGACGUCGACGCCCAGGCAGGAGCAGUCGCGUGCGUCGAGUUUCCCGACCCAUAUACGGUGCUGCUGUCCCAAGCCAAAGGACACCAUACCACAAGACAUUCGUCGUUCGCGCGAGUGUUUUCCGGCGAAUCGACACAGGACCAAGUGUAUGAGCACGUGGGGGCCCCCGUCGUGGACGAGCUCUUGCAAGGGUACAACUAUACGAUCUUGGCGUAUGGGCAAACUGGCAGCGGCAAAACGCACACAAUUCUAGGCUCCAAGGCCGAUCCGGGCAUAUUACCCCGCCUAGUCGAACGUAUGUUUGAUGCGACGGCAGUGUUGGCUCGAGACGAAGCCAUUGUUGUGAGCACUAGCUGCUUUGAAGUGUACCAGGAACGAAUUGGCGACUUGUUGACCCCCUCGAACGUUAGUUUGCGGGUUCGCGAAGACAACGAUAAAGGCAUUUGGGUCGAAGGGGCGACGGACAUGGUCGUGCGUACGACGGCAGCGGCAAUGAAAGCCAUCCACCGGGGCAUUUCGAAUCGAUCGACGGGGAGCCACCUCAUGAACGCCGCGUCGAGCCGCAGCCAUUGCAUCUUUGUCUUGACAAUUACCCGACCGACGGCGUCGGGGCUUAAACAAACCGGCAAGUUGUUUGUCGUCGACUUGGCCGGGUCUGAAGUCGUGCGCAAGACGGCAGCCACGGGGAAGCGCUUGGACGAAGCCAAGUACAUCAACAAGUCGUUGACAGCGCUGGGGUUGGUGAUCAAUGCGCUCACCGACGGCAAAUCCAAGCACAUUCCGUAUCGCGACAGCAAACUCACACGAUUAUUACAAAAUUCCCUCGGUGGAAAUGCCAAAACGCAUUUGGUCCUCACGUGUUCUAGCAGCAGCGACAACCUUGAAGAAACGCUGUCGACCAUUCGCUUUGGAUCCCGCGCCCAACACAUUCAAAAUGCACCGCAUGUGAAUGCCGAAAAGAGCACGUCCGACUACAAGCAACUUGUGGCCGACAUGGAGCGUAAAGUGGAGGCGUUGUCGAAGUACAUUGCCCAGCUCACGACGUCCCCCGCAACCCCAACGAUCUGCGACAGGUGUCAACAGUGCCUCCACCUAACCCACCAGGAGAUGUCAAUCGCCCCGAUACCACCAUUAAUGACACAAGACGACGACGCCCCUUCGGCCUGUGCAAAGUGCCAUUCCACCAGUGCCCGCUUGAUUCUAUGCGAUGGAAACUGCGGCCUCUAUUGGCAUCGGGCAUGUGUGGUUGGGCAUGACGACGAGGAUAACGAUGCGAUUAACCACCUCGAAUUCUACUGUCCAUCAUGUCAACUUGGUUUGGUCACGGGGGACCAUUCAUCGGUGCAAGUCGAAAUCACGAGGUUGAAGCAAUCUUUGCACUUGAUGAAACAAGAGCGGGACGACGCCGCGCAACGCGCCACUGUGGACAAGCACUUGUUUGACUUUGCCGACCAGAAAAAGAGCGACAUCCACCGCCAGCUCGAGAGUACGAUCGCGAGCCAGGACCAGCGCAUCCAAGGCCUGCUGCAGCAACAGGAACUCUGGCAGCGCCAAGUCCAAGACGCGAACCAGCGAUGCCAAGCAACACAACACGAAUUGGCUGCCGUGCAACGGUCGAAUCAGCUCGCGACCGACCAGAACCAAGCUGAACUGGACAUUGUCCGGCGGGCACUCGAGUCGUACGAGCGCGAUCAUCAACAGCUCCAAGGUCAAGUCCAUGACCUGCAAAAACGGCUGGCAGCCUCCGACGCGAGGUCCCAGGAACACCUAGACCAACUCGAGGAAUGCCGCGCUAUCCUCGCCCGCAAAGACGAAGACCCCAGUCGCCUCCACCGCGGUGUCAGUCACUCGCAGUCGUUCCCCAUGCUCGUAAAACCGGCGCUGUCCCCUCCCAAACUGCCCUUGCGUCCUGUCACAGUCUUUGGCUGCAGUAGCAGCAUCGACGACCCGCGCCUGCAGCUUCAAUCCCGAGGCAACAUUCAGCAAUGGUGGUCCGGUCCUCAAGAUGUUUCCGUUGUGGCUACGCCUGUUUGUACCAAAGUACCGCACGACGAACAACUGGUACAUCACAACAAUUUGGCCGAAGACGUUGUUCCGUCAGGCGACACCAAGACGCCGUUCAAAGCAAGGUUGGUCGGGCUGUUGGCGUCGCUGCAAGAAGAAACCGAUGCGUUCAAGGACCUAGGGGACAAGAUCAACCAGGAACACACGAGGCAAAAGACAAGGCAGAAGACCCGACGCACAAGGCGGCUUCUACCCGACUUGCAAACAUCUGAUGAAUUCAGCGACUCUGUCACAGGACCACAACGAUGAUUCUAUCCGUCUCAACCACCACCCAUGAUAAUAUUAUGGUGGAUGCUUCGUAAAGAAGUCAUAACGAAAUUAUCUACAAAAGGCAAACUAAAUUAACACAACUAUAAUGCUACUUGGUGGAUGGAUUUCCGCCGGACUAUGCUGGGCGGUCGCAAGUCGGUUGACUUGCCGUUGCCUGGCACCGUUUCCAGCACCGACACUUUGCCGCUCAACGUCCGCUUCUUGAGCUCUUCCCGAGCCGACACGACUCUGUAUUUGUGGUUCGGGCCAGUCGUGUAGCGCAAGUAGAGGCGGCCGACGUGGGGAAUUUUUCCCUGCACCCAACUCAGGGGCAAUUCCCACCCAAACAGGUUGUUGUACGUUUCGUCGACCCAGUUUUCCCCGGGUUCAAUGUCCCCCAACUGCGCCAAAAUCAGCGCCAUUUGGUGAUCUUCCCACACUGUCAAGUUGAGCGUAUAGUCCUAUCGAACAACAUACAAUCAUGUAUCUCUGUGAACGCUUUUCGUUGUAAUCAAGCAAUGUUGGGAGGAUGUGACCCCUAGCCAAUGCCGCACCAUCUCAGCGUACGCGGGGUUCCAGAUAUUUAGCCAUCCCACUCGAUGCACCAGCGACGUCACUUCGCUUGGCGCCCACGACGCCCGCACUCGCGUAAACAAGUCCCCGAGGUCCAACACAUGGUUGAGCAUCGUCACGACGCAGUCCACCCGACCUUGGUCCACGUCCCGAAAGCACUCGGCAAGCUCCAAGACUUGUGUGGCUGUGACGCCGACAUGGCCCAGUCCAAACAUUCGCUUCAUCUCUUCACACAUACAUAUAUACACAUACACCCCAUAAACGUCAUUACUACGUCCAACCAACUAAAC
Aphanomyces astaci is the source of this 3243-nucleotide messenger RNA. RefSeq lists its product as hypothetical. The record is from RefSeq and is a predicted model, not a curated record. Gene Ontology annotation, molecular function: ATP binding; microtubule motor activity; microtubule binding. Gene Ontology annotation, biological process: microtubule-based movement. Lineage: Eukaryota; Oomycota; Saprolegniomycetes; Saprolegniales; Verrucalvaceae. The coding region runs from base 14 to 2380 and encodes 788 amino acids. The transcript has 11 exons.